UGGAUGUCCUCCUGCUUUUGUCGAUCACUGCUGCGGUGACGUUUGCGUCUGAAUUGCCAUCAGAUACAUCCAGGUGCUCCAACAUGAACCCUGAGCUCUUCAGACUCCUUGAGGGUGAAGCUUUUCAUUUUGUACCUUUUCCCGUGUAUGACUUCGACCUCCCUGAUGAGAAUUUCACAUGGUACAAAAAUAACUCGGAAGUUAAAAACAUUACAACCGAGGAAGAGAACAGCAUACACUACCAUGGUGGAGCCCUCUUUUUCCUCAACAUUAGCUCCGCCGACGCUGGUCAUUACACCGCACGACAAACAAUGCCUUCAGGAAGCUGUCAGCUUCACCACCUCACCAUUGAGGUAUUCAACUCCAGCAGUCAAGGACAGACCAACUAUGGAUCCAUCGACAGCACGGAACCGAACAAAAGGCUGAUAUGUCCAAACCCGGUCAAUAAGACAUGUAAAAUAUUCAAUGGGACCUUAACCUGGUAUAAGGAUGGCAGUCUCAUUCAAGGGGAGAACAAGCGGAUCAUGAUGAUAGACAAUGCCACCAAAGCUCAUGAGGGGAUCUACACCUGCGUCUGUACCUGGACACACAACCACAGAGAGUACAUCUCCUCCGGCUCUCGAAGCUUAAUUGUACAAGAUCCAGUUCUUCAUGAGAAUGUGAUAAUCCUGUCUCCAGUUGAUAACGAGCAACUUGUUGAUGAAGGUUUCAGCAUUAAGCUGAACUGCUCCAUUCUCUGUGGGAUCAAUGUGGCUCAUAAAUGUAAAGCUUCUUGGACGAUUAAUGAGAGGGAAGUCAGCCAGAUGGAUGGAUACCAGCAAAGCAUCAACACAACAAAUACGAUGCCUUCAAAGCACACCUACAGCACUGCAACCCUGACGAUUGAUAAAGUGUCUGCUCAGGAUUUCCGCCAUGUGUUCAAAUGUUUUGGAGAAGGACUGUACUCAUCAGAUUUCAGGGCUGUAACUCUUAAAGCAAGAGAAUCGGCCGUCCCACUCGUGAUUGGAUGCGUGUGUGUGCUGCUGGCCUCUGUGUUUGCUGCCGUGAUCAUUAAGUGUUUUGCCAUCGACUUUGCUCUUUUCUUCAGACCCUUCUUUCCUCAGAGCAGAAACAAAAAAGAUCCACGGAUGUAUGACGCCUAUGUGGUCUACCAGACGGAGGGUUUGCAGAAGGCCGCAGAAGAUCAGCUGUUCUCAUUCGUCACUAGCAGUUUACCAUCCGUCCUCGAAGAUAAAUUUGGUUAUCGGCUCUUCAUCCAUGGGAGGGACGACAUACCAGGGGAGGAUCGGCUGGAGCUGGUGGAGAACUGCAUCAAAGAGAGCAAGAGGCUGAUGGUCAUCCUCACUCCAGCUUCAGCAUCCAACAUCAAAGACAAGACGCCCUUUGAAACACCUGAAACCUCAGUGGUCGGAGGCUUUGACUGCCAGGUUGGGCUCCAUCAUGCACUGGUCCAGAAUGAGCUGAAGGUGAUUCUGAUUCAGCUGGGAGACCCCGGCCCACAAGGGUACAACCACCUUCCUCCUGGCCUGCUGCAUUUGAUCAAGAAGAGCGCCCCCAUUAGGUGGCCAGAGGGCUCUCAAAUACUUGGUUUUCAGAGGUCACGGUUCUGGAAAAGAGUGCGUUACCUGAUGCCUGUCACACCUGCAAAGAACCAGGAAGUGACUGCUUUAGUUUAGGACAGAUGUUAAGUAAUUUAGUUCUGUCUUCAGUCAGCUGGCAUGCCUUGGAUCUUUUUGCAACUUUUUUGUGUUUUGAAGUGUUUUGUCUGGUAUUAUUUCAACUUAGAUAGACAAAGCUUCCAUCCCAGCCCCACACCUAUGAAAGGAAUUGUAUUGAAUUUUAUUUAUUGUAUUUAUUUUUGCAACUUGACUACAUCACUACUUAUGUGUGGCUAAUGUUUAUGAGUAUUUUUUAUCAUAUUAAAUUGAUAACGACUUCUAUGUCUGUCCAGAAGAGGGAGACAAAUUCUUCUUUAUGGAGCAUUCUUCAUCCUUUAAGCCAUAAAAAUUAUAUAUAUUUUUUUAAAACCUUGUGACAUUUCUUUGUUUUUAAAAUUGCCAAAUGUAUUUGUAAAACUAUUUAAAUGAUUCA
This is a messenger RNA of Oryzias melastigma (Indian medaka), 2091 nucleotides long. It is a transcript of the gene il1rl1, whose product is annotated as interleukin 1 receptor-like 1. Gene Ontology annotation, biological process: signal transduction. NCBI's taxonomy places the organism in Eukaryota, Metazoa, Chordata, Actinopteri, Beloniformes, Adrianichthyidae. The record is from RefSeq and is a predicted model, not a curated record. The transcript has 11 exons. The coding region runs from base 84 to 1676 and encodes 530 amino acids.